Molecule: messenger RNA, 1627 nt
Organism: Monopterus albus (swamp eel)
Lineage: Eukaryota; Metazoa; Chordata; Actinopteri; Synbranchiformes; Synbranchidae
Gene: ap1m2
Product: adaptor related protein complex 1 subunit mu 2
Exons: 12
Coding region: 172-1446 (424 amino acids)
Biological process (GO): vesicle-mediated transport; intracellular protein transport
Cellular component (GO): clathrin adaptor complex
Source: RefSeq, a predicted model, not a curated record
ACAACACCUUCAGGAAAGAGAAACGGAGCCUUCUAUCAGCCUGGGCUGAUGAAUUUCUCUCGUUUCCAUCGCGAAACCACAUGAACAGCAGUGAAGAGUUGGGUUGAACUUUAAACCGAGCUUGUGUGCUGUGCAAACUCGUAUGUGGCUGCUGGUGUGAGAACACACACGAUGUCUGCCUCCGCGAUAUUUGUGUUGGAUCUGAAGGGGAAGGUGUUGAUUUGUCGAAAUUACAAAGGUGAUGUGGACAUGGCAGAGAUCGACCACUUCAUGCCUCUACUCAUGCAACAUGAAGAGGAAGGGCUUAUCUGUCCUGUAUUAUCACAUGGGAAUGUUCACUUCAUGUGGAUCAAACACAGCAACCUGUACCUGGUGGCCACCACAAACAAGAACUCCAACGCCUCCCUCGUGUACUCAUUUCUCUACAAAAUAGUCGAAGUGUUCACAGAAUACUUCAAAGAGCUGGAAGAGGAGAGUAUUCAGGAUAAUUUUGUGGUUGUCUAUGAGCUGCUGGAUGAGCUGAUGGACUUUGGAUUCCCCCAGACUACCGACAGCAAGAUCCUACAGGAAUACAUUACUCAGGAAGGUGCCAAGCUGGAGGUGGCAAAGAGCAAGGUGCCGACCACCGUCACUAACGCUGUCUCCUGGAGGUCAGAGGGUAUAAAAUACAAGAAGAACGAAGUCUUUAUUGAUGUCAUCGAGUCCAUCAACGUACUGGUGAAUGCCAAUGGCAGUGUGAUGAGCAGUGACAUUGUGGGCAGCAUCAAGCUGAAGACCAUGUUGUCUGGGAUGCCUGAACUGCGCCUGGGCCUCAAUGAUCGAGUGCUUUUUGCCCUCACAGGACGUGACAAAGGGAAGACAGUGGUGAUGGAGGAUGUGAAGUUCCACCAGUGUGUCCGUCUUUCGCGUUUUGACAGUGACCGAACAAUCUCAUUCAUCCCUCCGGACGGGGAUUCUGAGCUCAUGUCCUACCGCAUUAAUACUCAUGUUAAGCCUCUGAUAUGGAUCGAAUCAGUCAUAGAGAAAUUCUCCCACAGUCGAGUGGAAAUCAUGGUUAAGGCUAAAGGGCAAUUUAAAAAGCAGUCUGUGGCAAAUAAUGUGGAGGUGAGGGUCCCUGUCCCCAGUGAUGCUGACUCACCCAAAUUCAAAACCAGCACAGGCAAUGCCAAAUAUGUUCCUGAGAAGAACCUAGUGGUGUGGACCAUCAAGUCUUUCCCUGGAGGUAAAGAGUUUCUAAUGAGAGCUCAUUUCUGUCUGCCAAGUGUGGAAAAUGCUGAGGUUGAGGGCAAACCUCCCAUUACUGUCAAAUUUGAAAUCCCAUACUUCACAGUCUCAGGAAUACAGGUGCGAUAUAUGAAAAUCAUAGAAAAAAGUGGUUACCAAGCUUUACCCUGGGUCCGCUACAUUACACAGAGUGGAGAUUACCAGUUAAGGACCAAUGUGUAAAGCCUGGGGCUUACUGUGAAUUCCCCACUACCUGGCCUUCCAGGGGAGCAUCAAUGAUCACUUUUAAGUGGACUGAAAAAAAACGUCUUUUAACCCAUUCUAUGUAAUGUCAAUAAUUUUGUUUCAUGAAAUCAACAAGAAUCUGUGUUGUUUGAUUUUUAAUAUUUUUAUUGUGAGACUA